AUGAUAACGAUCACGACUGAAGACGACUCACUAGCAGAGCAUGAGAUGCAAGCAAUCCGGGGAAACAUCCGCAAUACCACGAACGGAGCGACCAUCACGUUGAGCACAACGUCCUUCACAAUAAACAACACCCUAGGAAGCAAACUCAAGAAAUGGGAGGACGAGGGUUUCCCGGACGUACCAGGAGCACACCAUGCUAAGGCGAUUGCAGCUGAACUGCGCGCGAGAAAGACGCACACCCUUGUACGGGACAUAGAACACGCAGCAAUAAACCCAUUAGUCCAAUCCGCUAAGUCAGCAGCGAAGAACGCACUUGGACAACCACCCCCAUGGCCAGUACGGGAGCCACAAGAAUGCUUCAUGGUAGAUGGGAUGAAGCUAGCAAUAAGGAAAAUAAAGACACAUAAGACAGACCAACGGGAAGCGACGAGAUGGAACAUGGAAGAGGCACUAGACCGACUCCAGGACACCUCUGAAUCCAGAGCGACCGCAAAAGAGGUAUGGAGAGGAAUGAAGUCCCCACACAUCAUCAAAGGCGCAAGAGGGUUUAUGUGGCUUGCCAUGCACGACGGGUAUAUGACCGGAGACAGAUGGCUGAAGACGAACAUGUCUGAGGAAUACAAGGAACGAGGAAUGUGCAAAAACUGCAUACAGGUGGAAUCCAUGAACCACAUCCUCUUCCACUGCGAGGAAAUAGGCCAAGAAAUGAUAUGGAAACUGCUCACAAGUGUAUGGUCCGAAGCCGGUCUCCCCAAAAUGUCCGCAAACUGGGGAUCAGUUCUUGCCCCCGGAAUAGCAUCACCAGAAAGCGGUGAGAGACCGCUCACCGGGCAUGAACGAAGACUGUGGACAAUCCUGACCACAGAAUGCGACAGAGUGAUAGAGGAGCAAGGAGAGGCGCACACGGCCGUGGAGGUCACGAACAGAUGGUACGCCGCAAUGAACGGAAGAUUGGCGCUUGACCGGAGAACGCGGCGCGGCGCUGGAAAUGUGGCCAAAAUCUGGUUGCCUAUUCUGAACGAUAGAGACCGACUCCCAGAAGACUGGGUACUCGGAGGCGGGGGUUUAGUGGGUAUAAGGAAAGCGAGCGGAUAG
This is a messenger RNA of Epithele typhae, 1095 nucleotides long. RefSeq lists its product as uncharacterized. Bases 1 to 1095 code for a protein of 364 amino acids. The transcript has 4 exons. The record is from RefSeq and is a predicted model, not a curated record. Lineage: Eukaryota; Fungi; Basidiomycota; Agaricomycetes; Polyporales; Epitheliaceae.